AUGGAACAGGAGAAAUAUUUACCCGAGCUGAUGGCAGAGAAAGAUACCUUGGAUACCUCCUUUGUUCAUGCGAUGCGCCUUUUGGCUGAAGAAAUUGAAAAGUUCCAGAGUUCUGAUGAGAAAAAGGAGGAUGAAGAGAAAAAAUACCUUGAUGUCAUCAGCAACAAAAAUAUAAAGCUGUCAGAAAGAGUAUUGAUUCCUGUCAAACAGUAUCCAAAGUUUAAUUUUGUGGGCAAAUUGCUUGGACCAAGAGGAAAUUCCUUGAAAAGGUUACAAGAGGAAACAGGUGCAAAAAUGUCAAUCCUGGGGAAGGGUUCUAUGAGAGACAAAGCCAAGGAAGAAGAACUAAGGAAGAGUGGGGAAGCCAAAUACGCACACUUGAGUGAUGAACUACAUGUAUUAAUUGAAGUGUUUGCCCCACCCGGAGAAGCUUAUUCACGGAUGAGUCACGCCUUGGAAGAAAUUAAAAAAUUCCUCGUUCCAGACUAUAACGAUGAAAUCCGUCAAGAGCAAUUGAGAGAAUUAUCAUAUCUAAAUGGCUCAGAAGAGUCAACUCGUGGGCGAGCCAUGCGCGGAAGAGGGAUCCGGGUUCCUCCUGCAGCUCCUUCAAGGGGUCGUGGGAGUGCGAUUCCUCCUCCACCACCACCUGGACGAGGAGCUCAAGUACCAAGAGGAGCGCCUGCGACGCGUGGAGUACUCCCAGCCCCCCCUGUAGCCAGGGGGGUCCCAACCCCUCGAGCAAGAGGAGUUCCAGCAGUACCAGGUUACAGGCCACCCCCUCCGCCAGCACAUGAACCCUACGAAGAAUAUCCACAAAUAGCUCUGAGUCUGUUUGCAGAUACAUAUGCCAAAAAACAUGAAGGAUAUGAUGAUGGAUAUGGAGAUGAAUAUGAUGAACCAAUUUAUGAGGCCUAUGAUAAUAGCUAUACCACACAAACACAGAGUCUGCCCGAAUAUUAUGACUAUGGUCAUGGAACAAGUGAAGAUGCUUAUGACAGCUACGCACAAGAAGAGUGGGCCAUAAGCCGUCCCAGCCUAAAGGCACCACCUUCCAGGUCAACCAGAGGGGGUUACAGGGAACACCCCUAUGGUAGAUAUUGA
Messenger RNA from Zootoca vivipara (common lizard), 1101 nucleotides. The record is from RefSeq and is a predicted model, not a curated record. Lineage: Eukaryota; Metazoa; Chordata; Lepidosauria; Squamata; Lacertidae.